Balaenoptera musculus (blue whale) is the source of this 1301-nucleotide messenger RNA. RefSeq names its product cysteine rich protein 2 (gene CRIP2). The record is from RefSeq and is a predicted model, not a curated record. NCBI's taxonomy places the organism in Eukaryota, Metazoa, Chordata, Mammalia, Artiodactyla, Balaenopteridae.
GGAGCACGGACAGCCGGUCGGGCGGGGCUGGCGGGGCGGGCGCGGCGGCGGCGGCGGGGAGACGGGCGCGGGCGGAGGACACGGGCUGAACGGGCGCGCACCGACCAUGGCCUCCAAGUGCCCCAAGUGCGACAAGACCGUGUACUUCGCUGAGAAGGUGAGCUCCCUGGGCAAAGACUGGCACAGAUUCUGCCUCAGGUGCGAGCACUGCAGCAAGACGCUGACGCCAGGGGGCCACGCCGAGCAUGACGGAAAGCCCUUCUGCCACAAGCCCUGCUAUGCCACGCUGUUCGGACCCAAAGGGGUGAAUAUCGGAGGUGCCGGCUCCUACAUCUACGAGAAGCCCUCUGCCGAGAAACCUCAGGUCACUGGCCCCAUCGAGGUCCCCGUGGCCCGAGCUGAGGAGCGGAAGGCCAGCGGCCCCCCUAAGGGGCCCAGCAAAGCCUCCAGCGUCACCACGUUCACCGGGGAACCCAACAUGUGUCCUCGCUGCAACAAGAGGGUCUACUUCGCUGAGAAGGUGACGUCUCUGGGCAAGGACUGGCACCGGCCGUGCCUGCGCUGCGAGCGCUGCGGGAAGACGCUGACCCCAGGCGGGCACGCGGAGCACGACGGCCAGCCCUACUGCCACAAGCCCUGCUACGGAAUACUUUUCGGACCCAAGGGGGUGAACACCGGAGCUGUUGGCAGCUACAUCUAUGACAAGGACCCCGAGGGCAAAGUUCAGCCCUAGGCCCCCAGGCCCUUCUGCGGGGCAUGGGUCCGUCUGCGCAGGCCCCUGGCCAGGGGCCCACUGCUUGGCUACGAGGGGAGAGUGACCGCUGCCCAGUCCCACCUCAGCACCUGCGGGUCCAGGGCCUGCGUGUUGGGGAGGAAGCCCCUGAGCUGACUCCAGAGCCCUGCCCACCAACCCUGUCUCUCUGGGUGUGUCUGCCUUUGUGUCUCCAGCCACCCGUCACCCCGUUUUGUGUCCUCCUGGCCCCCCGUGUCCCCAUGUCUGUGUCUCGUGGCCCACACGUCCCUGAGUGUCCCUGUGGCCUGGGUGGGUCUUUCUGAGGUGGCCGCCCCACGCUCCCCCUCCUGCUGCCCCAGUCCUGCCCACAGUGUUAUCUAUGCUCCCCCUGCCCGUGACAGCCACAGCCACACCCCUCACAGUGUCCCAAGGGUGGAGGGACAUCCCUGCCAGGGGCCCUCUGCCCGCCUCCCACCCUGCCUCACAAGCGCCCGCCCGCCACCCUCACGUGGCUCACAUUCGACUGCCGGGGGUUUUGCUGUCAAUGAAAGGUUUGAGGAUCGCACGA